AAGCUGAAUCCAAAUGUAAAUACAGAAAAAUGAUCCACAUCCAUUUUCCCGCCUGUUCAUUUCACUUCGAUUUCGAAAUCAAAGCACAGAAAACUCUUCACCCAUCUCUUCACUUCUCUCUCUCUUUCUCUCUCUCUCCAUGGCUCCACCCUUCAUCUUCCCCCCAACCCUCCACGCCCUCGAAGCCGACCACGACGACGGCCGCCUCUCCACCCAGAACCCCACCGAUGUCUCCUCCCUCCGCCCCUCCCAACUCGAAGACUUCGUCAAAGGCCUCUCGUUCGACCUUUCGGACAAAGAGCUCUUCUGCAUCGAAGAGCAAGACGUGUUCGACCGCGCCUACUCGGUCGUCAAGGGCUUUGCUGCUCUCCCUCCCGCUUGUAAAUUCAAUCUCGUCGAGAGCCUCCGGUCGAACCUCAGUGUCCUUCUCCCGAACGUUGAUUCGCUAUCGAGGAAUUCUCGGGCUUUGGAGGAGGAGGAGGCCCCGGUUGUUGAUCGAGUCGCUUCGCACAGAAAUACGUUCAAAAUCUACACAUUUUUUCUUAUCCAUGUUGUGCUUAUUGAGGAGUCUAACAUUAGUUCCAAUAAUAGUUCCAAGGUGGUGGCAAGUAGUCGGAAGAAACCGCUCACAAAUUCAUGGAAUUGGGAAUCCCAAAGGGGUCGAAUACUAAACUUGAUUGCCAAUUCGUUAGAGAUCAACCUAUCCUUGCUCUUUGGAUCAUCAGACCCGGAUGAAAAUUAUCUGUCUUUCAUUGUCAAAAAUGCUUUCUCAAUGUUUGAGAAUGGGAGUCUGCUAAAAGACUCAGAAACAAAAGAGGGUUUGUGUCGUAUAAUUGGGACUUGUGCCACCAAAUAUCACUAUACAGCACAAUCAUGUGCUUCAAUUUUGCACCUCAUUCACAAAUACGACUUUGUGAUCACCCACUUGGCUGAUGCGGUUGCCGGGGCUGAGAAAAAGUAUGCUGAUGGAAGCCUGGCCAUCUCCCUUAUCAGAGAAAUUGGAAGGGCUAACCCGAAAGACUAUGUGAAGGACACUGUUGGGGCUGAAAACAUUGGGCGUUUUCUGGUGGAGCUUGCCGAUAGGCUGCCAAAGUUGCUCUCAGCUAAUAUUGGUAUUUUGGUCCCACACUUCGGUGGGGAAUCAUAUAAGAUAAGGAAUGCUCUUGUUGGGGUAUUAGGGAAGUUGGUUGGAAAGGCUUUCAAGGAUGUUGAGGGUGAAGUGAGUUCCAAAUGCAUUCGUCUUCGAACUAAGCAAGCAAUGUUGGAAAUUUUGGUCGAACGGUGCCGAGAUGUUUCGGCUUACACCAGGAGUCGUGUUCUUCAAGUCUGGGCCGAACUAUGUGAAGAACAUUCCAUAUCCAUUGGGUUGUGGAAUGAGGUUGCAGCAGUGGCUGCUGGAAGGUUAGAGGACAAGAGUGCAAUUGUUAGAAAAUUUGCAUUAAAUUUACUGAUAAUGAUGUUGCAGCAUAAUCCUUUCGGUCCACAACUUAGAAUAGCUUCUUUUGAAGCAACAUUGGAGCAGUACAAGAAGAAGUUAAGCGAUCUUGAACCAAAUGCUACUUCAGAGAGUGUUUUGGAUGGAGUUACAUCAGAUAAUGAUACUUCAAAUGGAGAUGGCGAGGUUGAUAAUGCAGAUGCUGAAGUGGUGUCCAAGGAGCAGCAUGAGAGUUUAGCUGAUAGCUGCUUGCCUCAGGAGGAUAGUUCGGUUCCAGAUCUUGGGAAUCUGGAGCAGACUAGGACCUUGGUUGCUUCGCUGGAGUCAGGCUUGAAAUUUUCAAAAUGUGUAUCUGCCACUAUGCCAACUCUAGUUCAACUGAUGGCUUCGUCUUCAGCAACUGACGUUGAAAAUACCAUUCUCCUAUUAAUGAGGUGCAAGCAGUUCCAAAUUGAUGGGUCAGAAGCCUGCCUCCGCAAAAUGUUGCCUCUGGUAUUUUCACAAGACAAAUCGAUUUAUGAAGCUGUGGAGGAUGCAUUCAUCACGAUAUAUGUUGUAAGGAAGAGCCCCACAGAAACUGCAAAAAAUCUUUUAUAUCUUGCUAUAGAUUCCAACAUUGGGGAUCUUGCAGCUCUGGAGUUUAUAGUGGGUGCAUUGGUAUCCAAAGGUGAUAUAACCACAAGCAUGAUAUCCGCAUUAUGGGAUUUCUUUUGCUUCAAUAUUAGUGGAACCACUGCAGAGCAAAGCCGGGGUGCUCUAUCUGUUUUGUGCAUGGCAGCAAAAUCAUCUACUGCGGUUCUUGGUUCCCACUUACAGGACAUCAUAGAUAUUGGGUUUGGUCGUUGGGCAAAAGUGGACCCUUUGCUUGCUAGAACAGCAUGCCUUGCACUUCAGAGAUUGUCUGAAGAGGACAAGAAAAAACUAUUAUCAAGCAAUGGCAGCCGGGUUUUUGGUAUUUUAGAAAGUUUAAUAACUGGCUUCUGGCUUCCACAGAACAUAUGGUAUGCUGCUGCCGAUAAAGCAAUAGCAGCAAUAUAUGCAAUCCAUCCAACACCUGAAACCUUAGCCGCUGAUUUGGUGAAGAAAUCUCUUACUUCUGUAUUUAAUUGUUCUGGUGGAGAUGAGUUGCAAAAUGACAUUUCCAGUGGUAACACCAAUUUCCUUACCACAGUACAAGUCACAAAUCUUAGUAGAUAUCUAUUUGUUACGAGCCAAGUUGCCAUGUACCAAUUGCUAUAUAUUGAAACUUGUGUGCGGAAGAUUCAAAAAGAGAGAGCAAAGAAACAAAAAUCGGAUUCUGAGGGCCAGAAUGUUCAAAACAGUUGCACAAUGUCUGUUGAUUCCCCAAAGGACAAUGGCAUCAAUGCUGAGUUAGGUGUUGCAGCCUCUGAAGAUACAAUGCUUGAUACCCUGUCAGAAAGAACAGAGAAAGAAAUUGUUUCUGGUGGUUCCACUGGGAGGAACUUGAUUGGACAUUGCGCAUAUUUCUUGUCGAAACUUUGCAGAAAUUUUAGUUUGAUGCAGAAGUAUCCUGAGCUACAGGCACCUGGAAUGCUAGCUCUGUGUCGGUUCAUGAUUAUAGAUGCAGAAUUUUGUGAAGCAAAUCUCCAGCUUCUCUUCACUGUCGUGGAAAGCGCUCCAUCAGAAACUGUUCGUUCCAAUUGCACGUUCGCUCUUGGAGAUCUAGCAGUUCGUUUUCCUAAUCUGGUGGAACCAUGGACAGAGAAUGUAUAUGCUCGUCUACGGGAUGCUUCUGUUUCUGUUAGGAAGAAUGCUGUAUUGGUUCUUUCUCAUCUAAUUUUAAAUGACAUGAUGAAGGUGAAAGGAUACAUAAAUGAAAUGGCAAUGCGCCUAGAAGACGAAGAAGAAAGGAUCUCGAAUCUAGCCAAACUUUUCUUUCAUGAGUUGUCAAAGAAAGGACACAACCCUGUAUAUAAUUUACUACCUGAUAUUCUUGGCAAGUUAUCCAAUGAGAACUUGAAGAGAGAGUCUUUCUGCAACAUUAUGCAGUUUUUAAUUGGUUCCAUCAAGCGGGACAAACAAAUGGAAGCUCUAGUCGAGAAGCUUUGCAAUAGAUUCUGUGGGGUUACAGAUGUUAGGCAAUGGGAAUACAUUUCUUAUUGCCUUUCUCAGCUGGCAUUCACUGAAAAGGGUAUGAAGAAGCUGAUGGAGUCAUUUAAAUCAUAUGAACAUAUCCUGUCUGAGGAUUCUGUGAUGGAUAAUUUCAGGAAUAUUGUUAACAAGACAAAGAAGUUUGCCAAACCAGAACUGAAAUCAUGUAUUGACGAGUUUGAGGAGAAACUUGUUAAGUUUCACUUGGAGAAGAAGGAACAAGAACGUACUGCCCAAAAUGCGCAAACUCAUCAACAAAAACUUAGUAGCUUAGAAAGUUUUGUGGUCGUUAAAAAUGGAGAGGAAAGUGCAGAAUCUGAAAUUUCUCAAGAUGAAGCAGAUUCUGAAGUCACUGAUCCAUUAAUGGAAGGGGCAGCCCAGUCAUCGAGUGAUGUAUCAAAGUCCAAAGUUGAGUUGGAUGAACAUUCUCAGGCUUCCAGUGUGGUGACAGAAUCGGAGACAUUUCAGGAGGAAGUUCAAUCCCCUACAAUACAUCCACGAGGAACCUCUAAAUCAUCAAAAGCCAAGAAAUCCAGCAUGAAAGUUCAAACGGGUGAUACUUCGGCCUCUGCUAGAAGAACUAUUAAGUCAAAACAAAGGUAGAAGUGGGGUCUAAUGUUACCAAAUUGAUUUUGGCUUUGUUUCUCUCUCUAAGCAAAGGACGAAGCAUCCUCUGUCGAGUUGAGUUGUAUGCAAGUUGUCUGUUGUUAGGAAAAUGGCUUUUUUUUCCUCCCCUUUUUCUUGUUCCUUUCUUUUUACUCCUUUUCUUUAGGUCUUGCAUUAUUACGUGCAUAAAUCUAUUGAAAGGAUGCGGAUCAAAAAAAAAAAAAAAAUCUAUUGAAAGGAUGAAUACUUACGUAGUAUGGCUGAUUGGGAUGAAUAUUUAAUUCAUCCAUGCGUAGUGACAGUUGCAUUGUACAUGACAGGUUAUUACUAACAUUGAGAAUUCUGUCAGUUGUGACUUUUGAACACAUGAACGGAUCA
This is a messenger RNA of Rhododendron vialii, 4531 nucleotides long. Its product is annotated as condensin-1 complex subunit CAP-D2. Gene Ontology annotation, molecular function: histone binding. Gene Ontology annotation, biological process: mitotic chromosome condensation; mitotic cell cycle; meiotic chromosome condensation. Bases 140 to 4150 code for a protein of 1336 amino acids. The record is from RefSeq and is a predicted model, not a curated record. NCBI's taxonomy places the organism in Eukaryota, Viridiplantae, Streptophyta, Magnoliopsida, Ericales, Ericaceae. Gene Ontology annotation, cellular component: condensed chromosome, centromeric region; nucleus. The transcript is spliced from 17 exons.